This is a messenger RNA of Angiostrongylus costaricensis, 576 nucleotides long. Lineage: Eukaryota; Metazoa; Nematoda; Chromadorea; Rhabditida; Metastrongylidae. The record is from the annotation of a GenBank genome assembly.
AUGAUACAAGUGUUUGUGAUAGCCGCGAGGCAGAUUUCAAAACCAAUAGCUGAUGCGGUUAUUCGAUAUGGCAAGGACCAUCCCAUCUUUCGUAAUAAAAUUCUGAUACCUAUUGGCAAAGGUCUCGUUCGAAUGUCCGCACGUCUGCGGAUGAAGCGACUCGGUCUAGGUGAACCCAGCCAAGUUGCGACUGUGUCGGAGGCUGCAGCUCUUGAACAGGCAUCCGACUUUGUGCAGCAAAUUGUCCUCUUCACGUAUUCUCUUGGAGUAUUUUUGGGCUACUAUUUCUACACUAAAACUACAACUCCAGACAACGUCAAAUUAUCUGAGUUUGAAGAAUUCCGUCAGCGAAAUGAGGAAUACUCCAUCGCUGAUAUCCAUAUCUCCUGGUGUAAAGGUCCGUUAUUUAGUCAUGUACCUCUGGUACCAGCCCAGCAAUCCAGUAACGAUACGCGGAAGGACGGUAGCCCUAGCCCUGUUGCGAAGGAGUCAGCACAGGAAAAGAAACCUCAAUUUGCACGAGUAUCAUCGCUGCCCAUUGAUGCUGCCUCUUGUGUUGUACUAGAUGGUGAGUGA